AGGAGCAGCAGCAGGAGGAGCAGCAGCAGGAGGAGGGUGUAAUGGAGUCGAUGCGGAGGCAGCUGCUGCAGGAGGUGUGUCCGGGCCCAGCAGGGAGGCCGCGCUCCAAGGUGACCGUGGUGGGGGUGGGCCAGGUGGGCAUGGCGAGCGCCGUCAGCAUCCUGCUGCAGAACAACGCGGACGAGGUAGCCCUUGUGGACGUGAUGGAAGACAAGCUGCGUGGGGAAGCCAUGGACCUGCAGCACGGCUCACUGUUCCUCAAGACAGCCAAGAUUGUGGCCGACACCGACUACGCGGUGACAGCCGGCUCCAAGCUCUGCGUGGUGACGGCCGGCGUGCGACAGAAGGAGGGGGAGAGUCGCCUUGCCCUCGUGGAGAGAAACGUUGCUGUCUUCCGGAAGAUUAUCCCCAACUUGGCCAAGUACAGCCCUGACGCUGUGCUGCUCAUCGUGUCAAACCCAGUGGACAUUCUGACAUUCGUGGCUUGGAAGCUGAGCGGAUUCCCCGUGCAUCGCGUAAUCGGCAGCGGCACCAACCUGGACUCAGCGCGUCUGCGAUUCCUCAUGGGCGAGAGGCUGGGAAUCAGCCCUUCCAGCAUUCACGGAUAUAUCAUCGGGGAGCACGGGGACUCCAGCGUGGCAGUGUGGAGUGCAGCCAAUGUGGCCGGAGUGAAGCUGCAGCAGGCGUUGGAGUCAGAGCAGCGCGGAGCGGAGGGGGGGAUCUGGACAAGCAUUCACAAAGAGGUCAUCGAGAGUGCCUAUGAAGUUAUCCGUCUCAAGGGGUACACGUCCUGGGCUAUCGGCCUGAGCGUGGCAAGCCUGACACACUGCAUUCUCAAAAAUCUCCGCACCGUCAACCCUGUCUCCACUCUGGUGCAGGGCAAGCAUGGCAUCACGGAAGAGGUGUUCCUCUCCCUGCCAUGUGUGCUGGGCUCCACGGGCGUCUGCGGGAUCCUGAACCAGCCGCUCACACCACCCGAGACGGCCCAGCUGUGCGCCAGCGCCCGGGCUCUGUGGGAGGUGCAGAGUAAGCUGGAGAUGUGAGCCUCAACGCCACGCGCCUCGUAGACUUUGGGGGGAGACAGCGGAGUGGGGCGAGAGAGCAGAGUCCGAUGAGAGAGCGGAGUGGGGCGAGACAGCGGAGUGGAGCGAGAGAGCAGUCUUUUCCCAUACCUGAGAGGACCUUCAACGAGCUCUGAUUGAGGCAACCCUUGCAAGUGAUGAGUUACCCCAAGCAAGCUUCGAUUGAAUCAUCGUCUUCAUGAGGGAAAAUAGGAAUAGGCUGCUGUAACCCUUUCUGGCAAUAAUACAGGUGGUAAGAUACUCAUACACCAAAAUAGACACACCUACUGCAAGGCAUCAUCAAGUCUGCAUUAACCAUACAUCAUCACGCUUGUGAUAAAGCAUGCAAACAAAAGUACUUCCCUAAUAAUGUUUGCGUUGUCCUUGAAACAAAUUGGCCUACACCAGAGAAGCAUCUGUUAAGGCCUUGUCUCACCACCAGUGUUAGACCAGAGAACAAUAGGGUACCUUAGAUAUCUUAAAUGCCCAUUGCAGGACAUCUAUGGGUGUGACCUAGUUGCCAGUAACAUAAUGAUGAAUAAAUACAAAUAUUAUUUUCCCUUUAUGAUAAUAAAACAACUGUUAAGAUAUUCCAAACGGGUCCCAUAGAUAUGAUUGCUCAACCAGAGCUUAUUAAUGCUUUGAUGUUUGCAUUGCUUUUGUGCUAUUCGCGUUUAAGCGUUGUUCUCUGGUCUAACACUGCUUAAACAUCACAUAGAUACCGAUUUGAAAAUCUUAACGCCUUGUUUUAUUGCCAGAAAUGGUCAAGCCUAAUCUUAUUUUUUUCAUCCAUUUGUAAUGAGAGAGCGCCAUCUCCUGCAUUAUGGUGGGGAUUACAUUACAUUUAUACACCACGUAUUUUCGAUAGUAGGAAGUCUAUCGGGGGGAAAGGUGAAUGGGCGGAACUAGCAGGGAAUCCUCGGGAACGUUCUUGAAGGUUCCAAGAGGGGCGUGGCCAGAGGCGGGGCUUAGUCUCCGAGUAGGGGAUAUACGCAGGGGGUACAGCAACGUGCGUGGUCGGUGUUUGAAGAUCGAAGAGGAGUUCCCCGCCGCUGCUGCCCCGCCAUUUACACCUGCCACGUGGCAGUUCGACUUCCAGCCGCUCAGCCGCUCCAUAGCACGCCGCCAGCCAGCAGCGCGUUAGCAGGCGGGGUGAGCGCCAUGUGGCUCGGGGCAACGCAGCCACGAGAGCGGGUCGACAUCUGCGGAGAGAGAGAGAGGUGGCUGUACCGAAGAUUUAAUAAAUACCUUGAAGUUACGUACUAUGUCGGAGCCGCUAAUUACACAUUUGUAGGGCCACGUUGAAAAAUAAUCCUAAUAUCUCGCCACGGUGCAAGAGCGCGUGGGUUCAAUCCUGACUCUGACGCCUGCUGUAUAUUUGGAGUUUGCGUGUCUCUCUUUGCAU
Molecule: messenger RNA, 2466 nt
Organism: Petromyzon marinus (sea lamprey)
Lineage: Eukaryota; Metazoa; Chordata; Hyperoartia; Petromyzontiformes; Petromyzontidae
Product: L-lactate dehydrogenase B chain-like
Biological process (GO): lactate metabolic process; pyruvate metabolic process
Cellular component (GO): cytoplasm
Molecular function (GO): L-lactate dehydrogenase (NAD+) activity
Source: RefSeq, a predicted model, not a curated record